AUGAUAACCGAACUGUCCUGUCUACAGCGCUACGCACCUACGCAUUGCUUCGACUACACCAUCUGCGGUGCAUCCAUGAUCGCUCGCUCGGAACUCACUCAUCGUUUUCUUUGUUGCCGUGGGCUUAUUCGGCUAUUGUACAGUACAACAGGAGGUAAAUCCGGACUCCAAGUGGGCAGAAAUCUAUCGCGGAUUGACUCGAGAACCUUUAAAAUGGUUGGGAGCGGACAAGACGGAGGCAAAGCCAGCCCCAAACCUCUCAGCGCAUCUGAACUGACUUUCGAGUUGCCGCAUCGUUGUUUUUUGUACAAAUCAAGAGAAAUAUUUUUUACAACGUGA
Messenger RNA from Necator americanus (New World hookworm), 339 nucleotides. RefSeq lists its product as uncharacterized. Lineage: Eukaryota; Metazoa; Nematoda; Chromadorea; Rhabditida; Ancylostomatidae. The transcript is spliced from 4 exons. The coding region runs from base 1 to 339 and encodes 112 amino acids. The record is from RefSeq and is a predicted model, not a curated record.